Oncorhynchus masou masou (cherry salmon) is the source of this 2957-nucleotide messenger RNA. RefSeq names its product small vasohibin binding protein (gene svbp). The transcript has 3 exons. Bases 138 to 338 code for a protein of 66 amino acids. Lineage: Eukaryota; Metazoa; Chordata; Actinopteri; Salmoniformes; Salmonidae. Gene Ontology annotation, cellular component: apical part of cell. Gene Ontology annotation, biological process: protein secretion; negative regulation of protein ubiquitination. The record is from RefSeq and is a predicted model, not a curated record.
ACACAGUUUCCUUCCAAACAGCUGUUUUACACCUCAGUGUUUGAACAGGCGACUGUUGUCUGCACUUUCUGUGUUGACAAUCUGAGCUCUUAUUGAACGCCGAGUCGUUGUGCUGUGGUGGCUGUCAGUCAGUAACCAUGGAGCCCACCUGUCGCAAAGACAAAGUGAAGUUGAACUCCACUCCUACUCGCGGCGACAGGGCCAAGCAGAAAUCCGCCCAGCAGGAACUGAAACAACGACAACGGGCAGAGAUCUACGCCCUGAAUAAGGUGAUGACAGAGCUGGAGCAGCAGCAGUUUGAGGCCUUCUGUAAGCAAAUGCAGUCCCAGGGAGAGUGACUGACAACCUCCCAAUGGCAGCCCAGGACCAUAAACCCUAACCUUCAGCAGCCCUGACCCACAGUUCAACUACAGUCUCAACCAGUAAAACAAGAGUAUUUCUUACAUAUCAUACAGACACGUUGAACUGUGAAGAUUGCUGAGCGAUUAACCGAGGGGUAAUUUAUUUUACAUUUUUUAAACAAAUUGACCUACUUGGGUUCAAUUAUUUGAAUUCCUUUAUUUUGUUUUCUGUGCACAUUGCACAAUUUCUCUAGAGAUAAAUCAGAUCCUGUUUGAACUGUGCAAUGUAGUAGGGAGUUGUAGUUUCCAACAGACCAAUAUUCAACUUAGUUUCGCGCUUAAAAUGUACACCCCAUAACUUCGAUGACCAUAAUCCAUUGCGCAUUUACUUGUACGGUCUUUUAUGCCUGCUCCAAAAGAGGCAGAAGAAUGCACAAUCAUGAGGGGGAUAUAGAGAGCAGUUGUUACUUCGAGGUAUCUCUACCUGAAAAUAAAUGAUCUAUUCUAAGUGAUUGAUAUUCAGCAGUCAUAAGUCUGCCUUAUUUACUUUGAAGAACUACAAAAUGUAGAUUUUGUCAAAGCAUAUGCAGCAGCUCUAUAGUGAUGAGCUGUUGACUUGGAAUGAAAUAAGUCAUAAAACAAAUGUAAUAUACACAACUGAAAUGUGAAUAAAUGGUUAAGUGAUAAGCAGCAAUGAGCAGUUACUACCAUCAUGGGACUUUGAUUCAUUGUUUUAUUCUGUAUUACAGCAUUCAACCCAAAUAAUCAAAACCGAAAUCCAAAACCUUUAUUUUUUUAAAUAAUCAAACUGAUCCCGAAACGACCUCAAAGCACUAAUCGUUUAGCACUAACUGAAUCAUUUGCUGAGGGAUAUUUCCAUCCUGGUCCUGUUAUGCAGUGGUCGCCAUAGACAUGAUAAGAAUCAUGUGGAUCACUGGUGGUGUGCUCGCCGAUUGCCUGUCCUCACGCGCUGAAACGGUUGUGUUUUCUGGUAUGUGCAAUGUUGUCACUGCCCCAGUCAAAACAGUUUUAGUGCAUGGAGUGUAAGGACAAUAACACGCAGACAGACUCAAACACUGGGGAUACAGCCAUUGGUUAUCAACAUGCUCCAUAAGUUGUCAUAAGUGGACAUGUGUUGCAUUGUGAAUGUAACAAGACAAGAUUAUUGGCAUAUUCUAAGCUCAGCAAAAAAAAGAAGUUAUUUUGUCAACUGUGCUUAUUUUCAGCAAACUUAACAUGUUUAAAUAUUUGUAUGAACAUAACAAGAUUCAACAACUAAGACAAACUAAACAAAUUCCACAGACAUGUGACUAACAAAAAUGGAAAAAUGAGUCCCUGAACAAAGGAGGGGGGUGGCUCAAAAUCAAAAGUAACAGUCAGUAUCUGGUGUGGCCAUCAGCUGCAUUAAGUACUGUAGUACAUCUCAUCCUCAUGGACUGCACCAGAUUGGCCAGUUUUUGCUGUGAGAUGUUACCCCACGCUUCCACCAAGGCACGGACAUUUCUGGGUGGAAUGGACCUAGCCGUCACCCUCAUCCAACAGGUCCCAGACAUGCUCAAUGGGAUUGAUAUCCGGGCUCUUUGCUGGCCAUGGCAGAACACUGACAUUCCUGUUUUGCAGGAAAUCAAUGAGCAGUAUGGCUGGUGGCAUUGUCAUGCUGGAGGGUCAUGUCAGGAUGAGCCUGCAGGAAGGGUACCACACAAGGGAGGAGGAUGUUUUUCCUGAAACGCACAGCGUUGCGAUUGCCUGUAAUAACAACAAACUCAGUCCCAUGAUGUUGUGACACACCACCCCAGACCACGGCGGGGUGGUUCUGUUAGGGUCUUAACGACCGUUCCACGGGUGUAUGUUCAUUAAUUGCUUAUGGUUCAUUGAACAAGCAUGGGAAACAGUGUUUAAACCCUUUACAAUGAAGAUCUGUGAAGUUAUUUGGAUAUUUCCAAAUUAUCUUUGAAGACAGGGUCCUGAAAAAGGGACGUUUCUUUUUUUUUUUGCUGAGUUUAUAUACAGAGAAGGACUGUGUAAUGAAGAGGUGUUCAGUCCCAGAGGGCCACAUGGGAUGGCCAGGCUUAUUUGCGCCCCUACAGGACUAGAUAUGCCCACGCGUUGGUGUAAUCUAUUCAUAAAUAUGGAUGUUAUGGAUCUGAGGUGCUAGCACUUUUCUACUCCAAACCAAAGCUUAACAUCACCCUUCUCCCCAUAUUGCCUAAAAUACAAAUCAUGACCAAGAUUCAAAGAUUUAAUGUUCAUCUUUUGUGGAGUCCUAAAGUGAAUGUCCACAGUGCAAAUUCUAAUAUUCUUCCAUCUAACUCAAUCUACAGUAUGUAAAUAUUAAUGGUGCUUAUGGUUACUGCUUAGUUUUAGACACAUUUUUAGACUAGCCUAUUGUUUGUGUACUAGGGCUAUACAGCAAUCUGUAUAAAACAGGCUAAUGUCACUGAUACAGUUCUGUCAAUUACUGUAUCCUAGUUUAAGCUGUCCACUUCCACAUCGUUAUAGUGACACUUAACUGUAGGCCUACCACCUUUUUAUUGUUCUGUUGGUUCAUGUUUGAUACACUGUCGUUCUGUUUUUAAAGCAUGGUUUUAAUAAAUCUUAUGGUGAUUUGAAAAUGUG